AUGGAUCAACUACCGCAGGAACUCGUCGAGAAGAUUACUAGUUAUGUACCCACGGAGGAUCUCAAGAACCUUCUCACUCUCACAACGAAGUUUCGCUACAGCGCAGAAAGAUACUCCGGCGCAUUUACGGAAUAUACCCUGAACAAGCGCAAUGCCGACAAGUUUGUUAAGAUUUUCUCAGGGCACCGUCUGCUAUAUCUACGGGAAGUGAUCUUUCGACCCAAUCUUCCUCCACUAGUCUGGACUCCCCCAGCCGGCGAGGAGGAUGAAGAAAUCGAAUGUCGCGAAAGUGCGGAUGAAAUACGAGAGAAGAAUGAACACUUCACACGUCAGGUGCAGAUUAUCUAUAAAACCCUUAGAACCGUCGAGGAAAAUGCUGGACAUCAUGCCCCAGGACGAUAUCGACUCCUGGUGCACGGCCCUACGAGACUGCUCCAUGACAACAGCAUCACUUGUCCGCAUCGCCAGUAUAGCAGCUGGCGAGUUCAACUACUCAAUACCGAAAUGCCUCUGGUGUAUUCCGUUCGUUCUCUAGAGAUCUACAAUGGACAUGAAUUGAAACUGGAUCUGGGUGUCAUGGUCAAACUAGCAUCGAGACUCCCAAACCUUGAGUACAUGGGCUGCAAGACCGGAGGGUUCGAAUGGCACCCGCCCUUUUGCCACCAGGGUGGCGACGAAGAACCCAAUCGUCAUUUUCAACACGAUUGGGACGGUCCACGUCGUGAUGCAAGACAUGAUUUUGCAAGCGCCGUUACCAGACAUGAAGCUCAGCUCCCAGCUUCACUCCGACGGGCGAACCUAGACUUUGUCCACCCACUAUAUCGCACACUGCAUACUGUACAGGACAGGAUGCUACCUGACCUAGUCAGACCAGCGCUGUACGACCCAUUCAGCUCCAGUCUUCGUCUCUUAACCAACAACGUUCGGCAGCUCCGCAUACGGGCCAUCAUCGAUGAAAGCUUAUUUCACAUUGACGAUUCUUCACAGCCGGCAUGGCCUAACCUGGAAAUUCUAGAGGUCAUGUUUCAUCCAUCACGGCCUGACGGAUCGUGGUACUUUCAUGGACCUAGAGGUCAGGGUCGCGACGCUGUAGGUUAUGCAAUUACUGCUGCCUCCUACCCGCCUUUCGAAGCGAAUGAUCUCGACGCUGAGAUGGAGGGGCGAUUACACGAUCAAUCUGUUCUUGUAGAUUUACCUAAUGGUCAUAGCAAUGAAUUCCGCAUCACACCAGAUGAACAACGACUCAGACCGCUGCUGGAAGGUUUCGCCAGGGCCGCAGUACAGAUCCCUUCCUUGAAGAGAGCCAUUAUCCGGUCGCCGUUGUUCUGGGACCCGACUGAGGGAUACGAUGACGGAAUUCAAAGAAAAAGUCUCGCAUGGGGUAUACAGUAUUCCGAUGAAGAUAUUGGUGUUAACAUGGCAAAGCAUGAUCCGACAAGCCAAAGAGAGCAAGUUCAUACAGCGACACGUGCUUUGACUUGGAUGAUGAAUGAUUGGCAUCCUGAUGCGCAGCUGCACAGCCUUUUCCAGCAAAUUGGACGCGAGAAGCAUGGUGAAGAUUUGGUUGAGCAUUGGGAACAGAAGUACAUGUAUGCCGACGAUCUCCCUCACUGGAUGUUCAUUAAUGCUUUUUGGAGUCAUGAUCACGGUCAUUGGAUCUACGAUGAUGGGUAUGAUGAUCCGGGCCGUCUGCCUACUUUGCUAUUGUAG
This is a messenger RNA of Alternaria alternata, 1710 nucleotides long. RefSeq lists its product as hypothetical. Bases 1 to 1710 code for a protein of 569 amino acids. Gene Ontology annotation, molecular function: protein binding. The record is from RefSeq and is a predicted model, not a curated record. Lineage: Eukaryota; Fungi; Ascomycota; Dothideomycetes; Pleosporales; Pleosporaceae. The transcript has 2 exons.